Messenger RNA from Symbiodinium sp. CCMP2456, 3084 nucleotides. NCBI's taxonomy places the organism in Eukaryota, Dinophyceae, Suessiales, Symbiodiniaceae. The record is from the annotation of a GenBank genome assembly.
AUGAAGAUCUUCAGCCUGGUUCAAGCUUUGCUGCUCCUGGCGACGGUUGCCAAUGCAGGGUUUCUCCGCCGAAAAGGUUAUGCCCCUGGUGUGGUUGAUGUGGCAGACGCCAAUGCCAGUGAUCCGAUCAGGAAGUCAAAGUCGGAUAGGCGAACGUAUUUCCACACGACCCUGGACUCGGGACUGAAAGUUCUCUUGGUCGAAGAUCCCGAAGCGCAGAAGUCCAGCUAUGCCAUGGCUGUGGAGGUGGGCUCUUUGGAGGACCCCAAGGGUUUCCAGGGACUGGCACAUUUCUGUGAGCACAUGGUGUUUCUGGGCUCGAAGAAGUACCCUGAGGAGGACAAAUUCUCCGAUCGGCUGGCUUUCUUUGGUGGGCAAAGCAACGCUUACACUGCGAGCGAUCAGACAGUGUACUAUGCAGAGGUCAGUGAUGAGGGCUUUCAAGAGACCUUCGACAUAUUUGCUCAGUUCUUUAUCGAGCCGACAUUUGCGGCUAACAUGGUGGACAAAGAGAUAAAUGCAGUGGAUUCUGAACACAAGAAGAACAUGCCUGACGCCACAUGGAGGCUCUUCCACCUGAUGAAGUCAAGAGCCAAUCCGCUGAGCCCGGUGAGCCAGUUCUCUACAGGGAAUCUCAAGACCUUGAAGACGGACCCGGAGCAGGAUGGCCGGAGCUUGCCAGAAGCUUUAAAGAAGUUUCACAAGGAGCACUACUGCCCAUCUCGCAUGCACCUCGUGAUCAUGCAGAACUCUUCCAUCGCGCAACAGCUGCAUGCUGUCCACCGGAGCUUCGAUGUUUUCGGCAAAAGCGCCGGCAACUGCAAACCGCGACCCACCUACGACACUGUCGAAAUGUACAGCCACAAGCUCGGCAAUCUCGGCAGGAAGUUCACCGUGCACACGGAUGGUGCUCCACAGCUCUGGUUGCUGUUUCCCACCUCCUCGCUUAGAGGUAAGUACAAGGAGCAGCCGGAAGCCUACGUCCACUACGCCAUGAACCACUAUGGCCAAGGUGGCCUGAAGGCAUUGCUGAAACGCGAGGAUCUCUCAAUGAGCUAUUCCACCAUGGCGGAGACGUCAGCUGCAGGCACUCUCCUCUUUGUUAUUUUUGAACUCACCGAAAGGGGUGUGCGAGAGUCCGACCGCGUCAUGGAGCAUUUCUUUGGCUACUUUCAGAUCUUGCAGAAGGAGGGUGUCAACAAGAACAUUCUUGAGAAGAUUCAAUUGCUGAACCAAGUCAUGUUCGAUUACCAAGAUCGGUCCGGAUCCGAGUCUGGCUACGUGACGUCCAUGGCAGGCUCUCUGCCAAAUGCAGAACCACGCGAUGUACUUACAGCUGGCACGCUGAUUGAUCAAGUCGACACAGAGCUUUCAAGCAAGUUGCUCAACAGCAUCAAGCCAGGCAACAUGAAUGUGGCGCUCGUCACACCGCACAUUACAUCGCAGAACGUGCUCGCGCAUCAGAAGCAUGAGCAGUACUACGACUUCAACUUCUCCGAUGAAGCCUUGGAUGAGGGGCUGUUGCAACGGCUGACUUCGGCAAGUUCCACCGGUCUUCGGGAGCCUCCACCGUUGGCGUAUGUUCCUACCAACUUAGAGUUGAUUCGCGAGCCGGGGCCUACUCAGCUCCCAGAGAAGUUGCCGAAGAAGACUGUGGAACUCUGGUGGCUGGGCCUCGGGCCGUUUCAGCUGCCUAAAGCUCAGGUUCAAGUGAAAAUCGCAUACCCACGAAGGAUCAUGGAAAGCCCUGCUCGUUCUAUUCUGGCUGCGAUGCAUUCCCGGCUUGUUCAGAUGGUGCUGGAGGAACCAUCGGAUGCAUUCCAAAUGUGCGGUCUGAGCUACAGCGUCGGCACCGGUCACGAUGGCCUAAGCCUGUCCUUUUUUGGGUUCAAUGAGCACCUUCUUGAGCUCGUGCGCCUUGUCUUGCCGCAGGUGAGAAGACCAAGCGUUUCUCAAGAAGACUUUGACAUGGUCAGGCGACAGAUGGUUGUGGAUUUGUCAGAUGUCACGAGUCAGCAGCCUUAUCAGCAUGCAAUGGAGGCCUUUGAUGUUGUUACCGUUAGCGGAACGCAUUCCAGAAAAGACCUGUUAAAAGCAGCCGGUGACUCUUGGGCCGUGAGCUUGUCCGAGCACGACGCAAUGCUGGAAGACAUGUUUGCCAACCCAGUGGUCACACUUCUUGCGUCAGGAAACCUGAAGCGUGUCGAGGCAGAAAGCUUGGCAGAUGAAGUGCAGGACAUUCUUGGCAGGAAGUCUGCACCCCAUGGGUUCUUGGCAAAGAUGUGGUCGUUCUUCGCAAGCAUAUUCUCAAGGAGCCAGACAACCGUGACCUCAGAUGGAAUCGAGCCGCGCCCGCUUGUCAUAAACCCAGGAAAGGACAUUGAGGUCCGAGUGGGCAAUCCCAUCCCUGGCGAUCCCAACUCGGCAACCAUUGUAGCAUACCAAUUUGGAGUGCCGUCUUUAGCUGAUCGUCUUCGGUUCAGCUUGAUCUCUAGCAUCAUUGACCGACCAGUGUUUCAAGUCCUGCGUACCGAGCAUCAGCUGGGCUACAUCGUUUUCGGCUUCACAACGGUCCACUUAGACAUCCUGGAGAUUCGUGUCCUUGUUCAAGGCUUCCGGGAGCCCCCUGACGUCGUUGAAAGGCUGAUUGAGUCCGCGGUGGCGAACCUCACCUCUUCCUUUGUUUCUUUGACACAAGAGGAGUUCAAUAUGAAGAAGGCGAGUCUCCGAACGGACCUGCAAAAGCCGCCGGCGAACUUGCCAGAGUUCGCUGGGCGCUUCUGGGGUCAAAUUUGGGAUGAAACUUAUUGCUUCGACAAGGUGGAGAAGGAGCUGCAUCUUUUGGGUAGUGCAGCAUUCCAAAAUCCACAGUCUUUGUUGGAGGUGUGGAAGAACACCACGCAAGUUACCAACACCAGCCGUCCCAAAAAGCUUUCAGUGAAGCUUUUCGGUUCAGAUGAGAAGACUGGGUUGGUUUCUAUCCCAGAAGUUCGCGCCCGCCAGGACCUGCAAUUCGUCACAGAUGUCGAAAAUCCUCAGAUUGAGGACCAACCGCGAUGGCCACACAAAUUCCUUUGCGAAUGA